GCGUUCUGAUAGUAACUAGUUUUGUCCACUUUUUUGUUCGAUCAAUCGGAAUCGCUUUACUACCAGUUGUUCUCAAUGAAUGCUUGUUUGUUUCUUUUUUGUUAAUUCGUAUUUCCAAAUUUAUUUAUUAGUUGAUCAGAACCGGUAGGUCAUAAUUAGGAUGCCUAUUCAUGAUAAUGAUCGUCAUGCCGUAGUCUUAGAGAUCGGAAGAGCAUACACAAAGUGUGGUUUUGUUGGAGAAAACGAACCUCGGGUGAUCAUUCCCUCUAAGCUAGAGGGAACCAAAAACGGGGAAGGAAUUUACCUUCAUGAAUAUUCCACCAAAAAAGAACUUCAUUCCAAUCUGGUCAAGUUUCUCCACCAUAUUUUCUUCAAAUAUCUGUUAGUCAAUCACCGAGAAAGAAGAAUUGUGAUUGUUGAAUCUCUAUUAUGUCCAACAGAGUUUCGAGAAGUUCUGGCAAAUGUCCUUUACAUUCAUUUUGAGGUACCAUCUGUACUUUUUGUACCAUCACACCUUGUCACACUUUACACUCUGGGGAUUAGUACUGCAUUUGUGAUUGAUAUUGGACAUGAGGAAACCACUAUGAUACCAGUGUGUGAAGGAACACCUUUAAUCCAUGCAUGGCAAGCUCAACCUCUUGGAAGUAAAGCAAUUCAAGGUCGGUUGGAGUCUCUUCUGUUGCUCCGUGCAAAAGUACAGGGAAACGAUGGUCAAAAAGUCGAUUUGGUUGAUGUUAUGCCGAAUCUAUCUCGUGCUGUUUUAGAAGAUAUUGUGGUGCGCACCUGUUUUGUCACUACGCUGCCAAGAGCCCGUCAACUUGUUGCUGCGCGGACGGAUGAAGAAGGGCCAUCACCACCUGUGCCCCCUCCUACAAUUCUUUAUCCCUUGUCUGGCAAUAAUAAUCUGACUUUGGAUGGGUCUGUCCGUGAAGAAUCAGCCGAAAUAUUUUUUGAAACGGAUAAUGAGAUGGUAUCACUAGCGUCGAUGGUUUUGGAUGGCAUACUCGCAUCCCCAAUUGAUUUUCGUGUCCCGCUUGCCGAAAAUCUCGUAAUAAUAGGCGGAGGAUCAAUGUUGCCUGGGUUAAAGUUUCGUUUGCUGGCUGAAAUAAGGGAUUUGCAACAACACCCCAAAUAUUCCAGCCGCAUAGCUCUUAAAGCGUUAAAAGUACAUCGGCCACCAGCUAAAUCCAACUAUGCCGCUUGGCUCGGAGGAGCGAUAUUGGGGGCAACGGAAGCGAUCGCUACACGUAGUUAUACACGCGAAGUGUACACGCAGACCAACCGCGUCCCCGAUUGGAACAAUUUGGCGGAUAAUACAAAAGAAGUUGAUAGCAGAGCUGGUUAAAUGCCACGCUUUAAUGAGCGUUUCAACAAACUAAAAGUAUAUUCAACUACAUUUGCUAUACCAGUUAUUGGUUUGAAAUAUAUACAGGUAUAUUGAUACCAGUUCACUAUCAAA
Daphnia magna is the source of this 1459-nucleotide messenger RNA. RefSeq names its product actin-related protein 10 (gene Arp10). NCBI's taxonomy places the organism in Eukaryota, Metazoa, Arthropoda, Branchiopoda, Diplostraca, Daphniidae. The record is from RefSeq and is a predicted model, not a curated record. The coding region runs from base 161 to 1345 and encodes 394 amino acids. Gene Ontology annotation, biological process: retrograde axonal transport of mitochondrion. The transcript is spliced from 7 exons.